AAAACAGAUAAUUUGCCUCAUGUGUAAGUGAAGAAGAUAAGGAACGUCAGGUAGGGGGAAAAAGCUAGCUACUGCCCAUGUUGGAGUAAAGGAAUUCUUAAACCCAACCUUACCCAUAGAAGACUGCAAAUCUGAAACCAUGGGUAGCUUGGCUAAGCCCAAUUCUACGACUCUAUGCCAUCCCCACCACAUAACCGCACCCCAAAAGGGUAACCGGAGCCACUCAAUUCCGGCAAUCCGAGCGUCCUCUUCCUCCCCCUCCUCCGGCGAAGGUAAUAAGGGUAGUAGACGACAGAUGGUAUCGGCUUUCUUGGGUACUACAGCGGCACUGGCAGUGCAGUCCACACCAAUGGCAGUAGCCCAGAACUGGGGGACACGAUCCUUUCUCCUGGAAAGGUUUUUCCAACCGGGCCUCUCACCGGAAGACGCCGUGGCCAGAAUCCGGCAGACGGCGGAGGGACUCCAUAGCUUGAGGGAGAUGGUGGAGAGGAUGUCGUGGAGGUAUGUCAUCUUCUACAUUCGUCUGAAAUCUGCAUAUCUCUCUCAAGACGUCAAGAAUGCACUCUCCACUUUGCCUGAAUACCGCAAAAAAUCUUACAUUAAAACUGCAAACGAGCUCGUUGAUAAUAUGGCGGAGCUUGAUUACUAUGUUCGAUCACCCAAAGUAUACGAGUCGUACCUAUACUACGAGAAGACAUUGAAAUCCAUAGACGAGCUUGUGGCUUUAUUGGUGUAGGUUGUGAGUUGUGACACAAGCUCGGUGAUUUGAUUUUUUUUUUUUUUUUUUUUGCCCUUUCCAUGUAAUCAAAAGCCAAAUGUAUGUAAAAGGAUUUUUAGUUCAAAAGUGAUUGGCACAAUUAGUGGUUUAUUGAUUCAAGCCAUGCUC
Messenger RNA from Macadamia integrifolia, 886 nucleotides. Its product is annotated as photosynthetic NDH subunit of lumenal location 2, chloroplastic. NCBI's taxonomy places the organism in Eukaryota, Viridiplantae, Streptophyta, Magnoliopsida, Proteales, Proteaceae. The transcript has 2 exons. Bases 140 to 736 code for a protein of 198 amino acids. Gene Ontology annotation, cellular component: chloroplast; photosystem II oxygen evolving complex; extrinsic component of membrane. The record is from RefSeq and is a predicted model, not a curated record. Gene Ontology annotation, biological process: photosynthesis; photosynthetic electron transport chain. Gene Ontology annotation, molecular function: calcium ion binding.